Molecule: messenger RNA, 1586 nt
Organism: Drosophila erecta
Lineage: Eukaryota; Metazoa; Arthropoda; Insecta; Diptera; Drosophilidae
Product: sentrin-specific protease 1
Exons: 1
Coding region: 263-1537 (424 amino acids)
Biological process (GO): protein desumoylation
Cellular component (GO): nucleus
Molecular function (GO): deSUMOylase activity
Source: RefSeq, a predicted model, not a curated record
CUGUCAUCUGGACAUCAGAAAAUGCAGUGUAAAUUUGGAGUUGAAAGUAAAAUCUCAAUAUCCCAAAAUCAUACAACGCUCUCGCCCCAUCAACUACCCACGAACUAUACUUCGGUUCCGUCUACAUCUAACAUCUUACUCGGUUCCUAAAUGGUAUAUGCUCCCUACCAAUCCGCCAGAACUCCAUAACCAUUGACGCUCAGAAUUCCCGUCUUGCCGGCUCCAAGACCUCGUAUUCCAGAGAGCUCUGGGUACUGAUGAAAUGGCCAAGGCCUUCGGAUCAACAACGAUGAACAGCGUGCUGAUAUUGGAGAAACAGCUAAUGGAUAGGACCAAAUAUCUGGAUCUAAUCAUCAAAGAGUACCAUAAUAAGCCAAUGGUCAAGACGAUGCCUGUUUUAAAGCAGCGCUCCAACUCCCAGGAACAAGUAAAGGACGAUCUUUUGGCCCUGCAACUACAAGUCAAUUCUAUCCGCAAACUAAUCAUCAGAGAUCCUGCAGUGCAGACUUCGCCAAACGGCAUUGAAAACCAGGACGAAAGUGAUAUAAAAGAGGGCGCCAACGGACGUGAUCGCAUAGCAAAAGUGCAGCAGGCCACACCACCGGUCUUCGAAAUUGGCAAAAAGCGACCUUUUUGGAGGUCCAUAUAUUUCAGGGAUAUAGUCGAGCAAUUUAGGCGAAGGGCGGCCCAAAGAACCGAAAUAAAUAUGAAUCACUUGAACGAAGCAAAUCAGAUAUUUCUCAAAAGCAAGUAUAGGCGCAUUGCCUACGAAGGCCGUAUGUACAGGAAGCACCACUUAGAGGAAGUUAUACCGAAGUCCAUCCAUGUCGUCGAGGAGGUACAAAUCAGCAGCGAGCUAAUUCCGCUGACCAAAGAGCACCGGAGUCGGCUGAUGGAAUUAUCUGAGGGUCCAUUGCAGCAGGUGAUUGUGUCCAAGUUCAAGUUGGACCUCCACCGCAGCGAAAUAAAAAUCUUGACUGAAGGCGCCUGGCUCAACGACGUAAUAAUCAACUUCUACAUGAACCUACUGGCCGAGCGGUCGGAGAAGCGUCCUGGUCAACUGCCCAGCGUGUACGCCAUGAACACUUUCUUUGUGCCCCGCCUGCUGCAGAGUGGUUUCGAUGGCGUAAAACGCUGGACUCGGAAGGUGAAUCUCUUUAGCAAGGAUAUCAUACUUGUGCCUGUUCACCACAACGGCGUUCACUGGUGCCUGGUUAUAAUCGAUCUACGUGCCAAAACAAUGCUUUACUACAAUUCAUCAGGCGGUGGCAAUCCGAGGCUGAUGGGAGCGCUAGAGAAAUACCUGCGAAUGGAGUCGUUGGACAAGCGCGAGCAGCCUCUGGACACCAGCGGCUUUCGCAUCGAGCAUGCCCAAGAUGUGCCGCAACAGGACAACAUGGACGAUUGCGGCGUUUUCACCUGCAUGUUCGCGGAAUAUCUAACCCGGGAUGCUUCAAUAACUUUCUGCAAAGAUGACAUAAAUUAUUUUCGCAUUAAGAUGGUUCUGGAGAUGGCCGACGGCGAGCUGUGGAAGUAGGCGUUCCGCUUGCUAAACCUAUAUUUUAUAGAGCUUACUUUUACUUUAC